UUCCAUCCCGCACAGACGAAAAAUAAUGUCGUGUUCCAACAGGAUCCUCUCCGCUCUCGUCCGGGCCAACAAGGCUGGCAAGCUGCGCUGCCUCUCGGCCACGAGGUGCAGGUCCACGGCGGCGUCCACCCAAGAGAAGGAACAGCACCAGCAGCAGCAGCAGAUGGUGGACGGACGAUGCGCCGUGGUGGAGGCUGAGCCCGUGGAGCUCAUCAGCCCGGGCAGGAGUUUCCAAGGCGGGCAGCCGCAAAGCAAAAUCAGCGUGGACUUCAACAACACAGAAGAAGCUUACAAAAGUAAAGACAACGCGGAGCUGCUCAGGAGUCUGCUGGUUUUCAAGCUAUGCACCGUGGACAUGUUGGUGGAGAAGAACAAGGAGUUGAUGGAUCUGAGCAAGAAGGUGCUGGGUAAGUGGCUCUUUGAGAAGAUGAUGAAGAUGACCUUCUACGGUCAGUUUGUGGCGGGCGAGGACCACAACGCCAUCAAGCCGCUGAUCCAGAAGAACCAGGCGUUCGGCGUGGGUGCCGUGCUAGACUACAGCGUGGAGGAGGACCUAACGCAGGAGGAGGCCGAGAAAAAGGAGAUGGAUUCGUGUGUGUCUCAGGCCGAGAAAGAAAGCCCAGCUGCUGAUCACCGUGAGAAGAAGUACAGGGCCCAUCGGCAGUUUAGCGACCGACGCGGCGGCGUCAUUAGCGCCCGAACGUAUUUCUAUGCCGACGAGGUCAAAUGCGAUAACCAGCUGGAAACUUUUAUCAACUGCAUCAAAGCCUCAGGUGGAGCUUCUACUGAUGGAUUCUCGGCCAUCAAAAUGACAGCUCUGGGACGCCCACAGUUCCUUCUCCAGUUUUCGGAAGUUUUAGUCAAAUGGAAGCAGUUUUUUAAGUUCUUGGCAGCCCAGCAGGGGAAAUCAGAAAUGACAGCUCUGGAGCAGAAACUGGAACCGGAACAACUCAAAGAGACCUUGACCAAGAUGGGUGUCGCUGCUCAGGAUGACAUUGACAACUGGUUCACCGGAGAGAAGCUGGGACUAUCAGGAACCAUAGAUAUGCUGGACUGGAACAGUUUGAUAGACGACACAACCAAAAUCUCCAAUCUUCUCAUGGUGCCAAACCUUCAGACGGGGAAGCUUGAGCCCCUGCUGAGCACAUUCACAGCUGAAGAAGAGCGACAAAUGAAGCGAAUGCUGCAGAGAGUCGAUGUUCUGGCCAACCACGCCAUGGCGCACGGCGUGCGGCUCAUGGUGGACGCCGAGCAGACCUACUUCCAGCCCGCCAUUAGUCGACUGACCUUAGAAAUGCAAAGGAAAUUCAACACGGAGAAGCCCAUCAUCUUCAACACGUAUCAAUGCUACCUGAAGGAGGCCUACGAUAACGUGACAGUGGACGUUGAGCUGUCUCGGCGGGAAGGCUGGUACUUUGGUGCUAAGCUGGUGCGCGGGGCCUACAUGUACCAGGAAAGAGCCCGGGCAGAGGAGAUCGGUUACGAGGACCCCAUCAAUCCCGACUAUGAGGCCACCAACAGGAUGUAUCACAAAUGUUUGGAGUACCUACUAGAGGACAUCGAGCACGGUCGCAAAUCAAACAUCAUGGUCGCCACUCACAACGAGGACACGGUCAAAUUCACUUUGGAGAAGAUGAACCAGAUGGGCCUUUCACCCACUGAGAACAAAGUCUACUUUGGACAGCUGCUCGGCAUGUGCGACCAGAUCAGCUUCCCGCUAGGUCAAGCGGGUUUCCCGGUGUACAAAUACGUUCCGUACGGACCAGUGGAUGAGGUCAUCCCUUAUCUGUCCCGCCGCGCUCAGGAGAACCGCGGCUUCAUGAAGGGGUCACGGCGGGAGCGCAGCCUACUGUGGAAGGAGCUCAAGAGGCGCCUGCUGGGGGGGCAAAUCUUUUAUAAGCCUGUCUACUGAGUUGCAGAAGCACCAGUUGAUGCAGGCAUUCGGCCAUUUUGAGCAUAGACCUCCAUUUUGGGCUGAUGGGGUUAUUAACUUUUUUAGAAGACCUGUGAGACUCCAUAUUUUUUUAUAAACAAGUGACUAUUGUCCUCA
Messenger RNA from Syngnathus acus (greater pipefish), 2050 nucleotides. RefSeq names its product proline dehydrogenase 1, mitochondrial-like. Gene Ontology annotation, cellular component: mitochondrion. The coding region runs from base 26 to 1912 and encodes 628 amino acids. Gene Ontology annotation, molecular function: FAD binding; proline dehydrogenase activity. The record is from RefSeq and is a predicted model, not a curated record. The transcript is spliced from 14 exons. Lineage: Eukaryota; Metazoa; Chordata; Actinopteri; Syngnathiformes; Syngnathidae.